Bicyclus anynana (squinting bush brown) is the source of this 585-nucleotide messenger RNA. RefSeq lists its product as uncharacterized. Bases 1 to 585 code for a protein of 194 amino acids. The transcript has 3 exons. NCBI's taxonomy places the organism in Eukaryota, Metazoa, Arthropoda, Insecta, Lepidoptera, Nymphalidae. The record is from RefSeq and is a predicted model, not a curated record.
AUGUUCGGCACUACGAAAGAUUUCAGUCAGUGGAAUAAAUCUCGGCGUUUUGUAGUAGACCAAACAAAAUGUGAAAACCACUGUUCCAAAUCGGCGUUGGUGACGGACAACUACGGAACCCAACACGACCUUGGGAAGACACACUUGACCCAUUUUGCAUACAUCAUAAAGUUACAUGUCCAUAGCGAGACUAGCAGGAACAUAGCCGGCUCGACGCGCACGCACGUCCGCGGGGCGGGCGCGGGGCGGCGCGCGACCGGCGCGGGCGGCGGCGUCGCCUUCCAGCGCCUCUCCGUCGCCGGGAUACAUGUCACUGGGGUCCCGCUAGACGACCUGGAGCGCGCGGCGUCCAGCCUCAUAGAUGCCCUGACUCUGCGGCGCGAGUACAUGGACGUGUCCUACCAGGAGUACCCGAACAUCCUGGACUACUACCUCACGCACCACCAGGCGCCGCCCAAGCCUGACCUGCAGGAAGAGGUCGUCGACCUGACCCAAGCCGUGCUCAAAUUUGAUGGUCUUUUACACUUAAUCACAAAUUUUUACACUCGAAGAAUAAAUCCCUAUUUUUUACCCACGACGGGUUAA